CAGCAAAGUCAGGUUCAUCCCGGAUAUGAUGUCAUGUUAUAGCGCCUGCUGCUCUAGCCUAAAAAUGGCCGACCAUAGUGAAGGAUUUUAAUCUACGCUUGUAUUAAUACGUUCUGACAGCCAUGGCCCAUGUCCCUCACGGCGAGUUCCUCCUGGAGCAGCUGAGGAAGCAGAGAGAGCGAGGUUUCCUGUGCGACUGCACCGUGGUCAUCGGCCAGGCUCGCUACGAAGCUCACCAUAAUGUCCUGGCGGCCUUCAGCGAGUAUUUCUCCACACAGUGCAUCGAUGCAGGAAGAGAAGACGCCACCAUUACGUUGGACCCGGAGUGGGUUAACAGCACCGUGUUCGAGAAACUGCUGGACUUCAUGUACACGGGGAACUUAAACAUGGACGGGGAUGAAAUUUUAAACGUUCAAAACGCAGCAUCGUACCUUGGGAUACAGGAGGUCCUGGCUAUCUGUUCUUUGACUGCUGCCAAAGACAGUCCUGUUGCUGUGACAGACACGAUCUUAACAGAUCCUCGUUCUCCGCUCAGCCCGGAUGACUACGAACCACUGGAGCCACUUGAGGAAGUGGAGGAAAGGGAGAUGCUGAGGAAGGAGGAAGAGAAGAAAUCCGGAAUGUUUCAGGAAAAAGCAGCACCACUUGAUGAUUCCCAGUUAUCCAGUGAGCAAACUCCACAGGGCUCAGAGAAGAGGAUCCGGAAGCCCAGAACUCGUCUUUAUGAAGAGGAGGAUGACUUCACGAAGAAGGAAAGCCCACUUUCGCCGAGAGGACGAGGCCGUGGCAGGGGCAGGCCGAGAGGGCGGCCUCGGACAAGACCUUUAGAUUCUGAUAAAGCGGAUGCUGUGGUGAUGGACAAGAGUCCAAUUACAGAGACUGCUGUAGUGCGAAGAGGAACCGGAAGGCCGAGAGGGCGCCCACGUACAAGACCGCUGUCUUCCGAAGCAGUAGAUUCUGCCUGUGCUGAAGAAAACAGCACAGCAGCGAAUAAUGAAGAAAUGGCAACCGAGACAGAGCAGUCAGAAGCGUCUAAGUCUUCAAAUCCACAAGGAGACACAGAGGUUGUAAAUAACGUAAAUAACCAGGAAGUAGAAAACAAAGCAGCAUCAGACACUGAGAGUCCUAAAGUGGGUGUGGUAACAAAGCGAGGAAGGGGCCGACCACGAACCAAGUCUCUGCCUUCUGAGUCUAACGAUAUUCAGAACCCAGAGGAGACGUUCACACAGAUCUUACAAAAAGAAGGAAGCGUGCGUAAGAGAGGAAGGCCACGUUCUAAACCCCCGCCGUCUGAAAUGCCAGAAUCCGACAACACGGAAGGAGGAACGGAACAGGAUGAGGGACCGGAUCAGGAGAAUAACCAGCCUAUAGCAUCUUCCUCUGAGCCCUUCGACGACCAACAAGAAAGUCCGCAAAACUCCAAGAUGCUCCGGACGAGCACCAGGAAGCGGAGCCUGAGCCGAAAGCUGAGAGAAAGCCAAGCCAGCAACGAUGAAAACGAGCAGGAUGAAGCAGCGGAGGAGGAAGGCAGUGAAGAUUGGGAGGAGGAAAAGGAUGUCAAGGUGUUGCAAGACAAGCUGCGGCCCAUCUGCAACAUCUGCGGGAACCUGUUCUCGGAAAUGAGCAGCCUGCGCAGACACAUGCGCAUACACAAGGGGCUUAAACCGUACCAGUGCCAGCUGUGCGGACGCUGCUUCAGGCAGGGAAACCAGCUCAAGACGCACCUGCGGAUUCACACAGGUGAAAAGCCAUUCUCCUGCAGCUGCUGUGAUGCCUCCUUUGCACAGAAAUGUCAGUUAGUGUAUCACUGCCGUAUGCAUCACGGAGAGGAAAAGCCUCACAAGUGUGACGUGUGUCCUGCAGCUUUCGCUACGUCCAGCAAUCUUAAAAUCCACAUGAGGACACACAGCGGGGAAAAGCCGUACGAAUGUGGGGAAUGUGGGAAGCGUUUCACUCAGGCCAGCACGCUGAUGUACCACAAGCGCCGACACACGGGGGAGAAACCCUACGUCUGUGACACGUGUGGGAUGGCCUUCGCUGUCUCCAGCUCACUCAUCUCACACACCAGGAAGCACACAGGAGUGACUCCUUACAUCUGUCUGGACUGUGGGAAACCCUGCUUAACAUCUGGGGAGCUCAGGAAGCACAUGGACAUCCAUAAUGGUUCAAGAAAAGUGAUCUGUAAUAUCUGUGGAAGCACUCUGUCUGAUAUUUAUAGCCUAAAGAAGCAUCAAGCUCUAAGACACAAAGCUCCUACAGAGCAAGACGACGAGCCAAAGAAAUCAGAAUCCCUCGAGUGUCCGAUCAACAUCCCGAUCGAUCACCAGGGUCUGAUAGCCAGAGUGCGGUCUGUUCUAUCAGAAUCCCCAGAGCCAAGCUUCCCAGAUGAAUCCCCUCUCACCUCUGAGGCCUCAAUGAUCAUCCAUCAGCCAGAAACCCCAAUGAUCAUUAAACAUUCCGACGCCGCAGAAGCACCGAUGAUCAUCCAGCAUUCAGACACUUCAGGAACCCAAAUGAUCUCAGGAUCCCCUAUGAUCAUCCAACACGCAGACUCCUCGGAGGCUCCUAUGAUCAUCCAGCACUCUGAAGCCGGAGGAACACCGAUGAUCAUCCAGCAUUCAGAAGCAGGAGGAACUCCAAUGAUCAUCCAGCAUUCAGAAGCAGGAGGAACUCCAAUGAUUUUUCAGCAUUCAGAAGGUUCAGACACACCACUGAUUAUCCAGCAUGCUGAUUCCUCAGGAGCACAAAUGAUCUCAGGAUCGCCAAUGAUUAUCCAACAUGCAGAUUCCUCCGAGACUCCCAUGAUCAUCCAGCAUUCGGAAGCUACAGGAUCACCAAUGAUCAUCCAACACGAUGAAUCCUCAGACACCCCAGUGCUCAUUCAGCACGGAGAUUCUGGGGAGCAAGUGAGUUAUGUUGUGGAGCAGUAUGAAAUUCCUGGUUCCUCAGACCUCGAACACGCUCAGAUCGUCAUCGUGCAGACCAUCGAUUAAGAUGACACCUGGAGAACAUUUGGUCUCUGCAGCGUAUCUGUCGCUGUACAGAGUAGUUUUAGAAUAGUUCUGGUCUUUGUAAGGUGGAGACAAUCUUCAGGCUGUUUCAGAGACACCAGGAAGUCAUUUUUAAUUAGGGUUUUGUUUUAUUUUUUUUUAUUUAAGCUUUAAUAUUGAGGAAAAAGUUUAAUAAAUGAUCUGAUGAUCAUGUCCACAAGGCUGUACUCCUGCUCAAUGUCAUUUUAUAAUCAUAUGAAUUUGCUUUACAUGUAAAAGCAUCUGCUAACCGUAGAGUCGAGGGAACGUUUGAGUUUUGCUCUUAACAUGAUAGUGUGUGAUCGUGCUACUAUUUCUUUUUCUUUCCCCUUUGAAGGAAAAACCUGACAAAUGAUGAGUUGUCUGACUUGAUGUUAUUUUUCAUAAUGUAAGUUUGUGGAGUUUUAAAAACAACGUUGACUCAAAACUAAAGACUUAUGUUGUGACAUUAAAUUUCCUUUGAUGUUGACAGGUUUGUUAAUAUCUGACAUUUCGUUCUCGUUGCUCUUCCUGAUAAAAUGGACUUUUAUACAAACAGACGAAAGUGCUGAUGCCUUUCUGUACCACAACCUACAUAUUGGCUAAAGUUACCAUGUGCUAAUGAGCCUAGAGCCUUUCAAUAAACAUCCUGUUGUGUUAAUGA
This is a messenger RNA of Tachysurus vachellii, 3672 nucleotides long. RefSeq names its product myoneurin (gene mynn). NCBI's taxonomy places the organism in Eukaryota, Metazoa, Chordata, Actinopteri, Siluriformes, Bagridae. Gene Ontology annotation, molecular function: DNA-binding transcription factor activity; RNA polymerase II cis-regulatory region sequence-specific DNA binding; protein binding. Gene Ontology annotation, biological process: regulation of transcription by RNA polymerase II. The record is from RefSeq and is a predicted model, not a curated record. The transcript is spliced from 8 exons. The coding region runs from base 123 to 2993 and encodes 956 amino acids.